Ailuropoda melanoleuca (giant panda) is the source of this 1147-nucleotide messenger RNA. RefSeq names its product mitochondrial carrier 2 (gene MTCH2). The coding region runs from base 113 to 1024 and encodes 303 amino acids. Gene Ontology annotation, cellular component: mitochondrion; membrane. NCBI's taxonomy places the organism in Eukaryota, Metazoa, Chordata, Mammalia, Carnivora, Ursidae. The transcript has 13 exons. Gene Ontology annotation, biological process: positive regulation of apoptotic process. The record is from RefSeq and is a predicted model, not a curated record.
GCGUGCGCGCGCGCCGAGGGCGGGCCAGUGAAGCCGGCGGAUCUGGCACGUGAUCCGGGAGCGGCUCGGUCGCUUGGGGGCUCGGUCUUUCUGUCCGUCCGCGGGUGCCAUCAUGGCGGACGCGGCCAGUCAGGUGCUCCUGGGCUCCGGCCUCACCAUCCUGUCCCAGCCGCUCAUGUACGUGAAGGUGCUCAUCCAGGUGGGCUAUGAGCCUCUUCCUCCAACGAUAGGACGAAAUAUUUUUGGGCGGCAAGUAUGUCAGCUUCCUGGUCUGUUUUGUUAUGCUCAGCACAUUGCGAGCAUCGAUGGGAAGCGUGGGUUGUUCACAGGCUUAACUCCAAGACUGUGUUCAGGUGUCCUUGGAACUGUGGUCCAUGGUAAAGUUUUACAGCAUUACCAGGAAUGUGACAAGGUUGAGGAUUUAGGCCCCGGAAAUGUACAGAAAGAAGUCACACCUUCCUUCGACCAAGUUAUCAAGGAGACAACUCGAGAGAUGAUGGCCCGUUCUGCUGCUACCCUCAUCACACAUCCCUUCCACGUGAUCACUCUGAGAUCUAUGGUACAAUUCAUUGGCAGAGAAUCCAAGUACUGUGGACUUUAUGACUCCAUAGUAACCAUCUAUCGUGAAGAGGGCAUCCUAGGAUUUUUUGCGGGUCUUAUUCCUCGCCUCCUAGGUGACAUCAUUUCUUUGUGGCUCUGUAACUCACUGGCCUACCUCGUCAAUACCUAUGCACUGGACAGUGGGGUCUCCACCAUGAGUGAAAUGAAGAGUUAUUCCCAAGCUGUCACAGGAUUUUUUGCAAGUAUGUUGACCUAUCCCUUUGUGCUUGUCUCUAAUCUUAUGGCUGUCAACAACUGUGGGCUUGCUGGUGGAUCCCCUCCUUACUCCCCAGUAUAUACUUCUUGGAUAGAUUGCUGGUGCAUGCUACAAAAAGAGGGAAAUAUGAGCCGAGGAAAUAGCUUGUUUUUCCGGAAGGUCCCCUUUGGGAAGACUUAUUGUUGUGACCUGAGAAUGUUAAUUUGAAGAUGUGGGGCAGGGACAGUGACAUUUCUAUAGUCCCAGAUGCACAGAAUUAUGGGAGAGAAUGUUGAUUUCUAUACAGUGUGGCGCGCUUUUUUAAUAAUCAUUUAAUCUUGGGAAAAUGGA